AUGACUCUUGUACAGUCCCCUGUGGCUCUUCCCUCGCUCUCAUAUGUCGGACCUACCUCGGAAUCAAUCAAGGGCCCUUCCGACUUGAAUGGAGGAACUACUGUGACCGUGGAUAGCGAUAUCCAUGAAUCAUCAUCAGAAAAGGCCGAGAAGCUUCAGUUCGAACUAGAGGAGCACCCAGUGGAUGUGGUGCGACCCAUCAAGGUGGGUAUCAUCGGUGCGGGUCUUUCGGGGAUCACUGCAGGCGUGUUGCUUCCAGCAAAAUUACCAGGACUGGAUCUUCGCAUAUACGAUAAGAAUGCCGAUGUGGGAGGCACAUGGUUCGAGAAUACAUAUCCCGGUGUUCGAUGCGAUAUCCCCGCGCACGUAUAUCAAUCCAGCAUCUCGCCAAACACGCAAUGGACAGAAGAAUUUGCUCAAGGCGCUGAGAUUAGAGAGUACUGGCAGGGCGUUGCGCGGAAGCACAAUGUGUACCAGUACCUUCGCCCCGGGCAAAAAGUACAGAAGGCCGAAUGGCAGCCUGAGAAAGGGAAAUGGAAAGUCACAGUGGAGCAUGUGGAUGGUUCAAAGGUCUAUGAAGAAGAGUUGGAUGUGGUGAUCAACGCCAUCGGCCAUUUCAAUGCCUGGAAAUUACCCGACUACGAAGGAAUCGAUAAUUAUAAGGGAAGCCUGUUUCACUCUUCCAACUGGGACCAAGGCAUCGAUCUGAAAGGCAAAAGAAUUGCCCUUAUCGGCAACGGCGCUUCUGGUUUGCAGGUCUUGCCCUCAAUCCAACCGUUUGCUAGCCACGUCGAUCAUUACGCUCGGAAUCCAACUUGGAUUGCGGAUUCUUUCAGCAGCGGCAAUGUGGGAGUUCGUCGAUUGGAGCCAAAUCUGUUCUCUGAGACCCAGCUUGAUACAUGGAAAGAUCCCAAUGCGUAUCUGGAGUACCGGAGGGAUGUCGAGAAGGGAUAUUUCCAACGCUUUGGAGCUAUCUUCAAAGGCACACCUGAGAAUCAAGCACUGCGUGAGAAAUGGACCGAACUGAUGCUGAAGCGCAUCGCAGGCAAGCCUGAGUUGGGAGAAAAAAUCAUACCAGACUUCCCUCCCAACUGCCGUCGCCCAACGCCAGGGCCAGGAUAUCUGGAGGCAUUGGCCAAAGAUAACGUCGACUACAUUCAGACGCGCAUCAAGCGAUUCACCGAGAAAGGCAUUGUGACCGAGGAUGGUGUGGAGCGAGAAGUCGAUAUCACCAUCUGCGCAACAGGAGCCAACGUUGAUCAUGCACCUCCCUUCUCCAUCAUCGCCGAUGGAAUCGAUCUGAAGACAGCCUGGAAGAAAGAUGGCAAAUUCGGAUUCCCUUACUCAUAUUUGGGCUUCGCCACCCCUGGGUUCCCCAAUCUCCUCUGGCUUGGCGGUCCUUACUCCUCUGGCCACAGCGGGACUGUUCCCAACAACGUCGAGAACCAAGUCACAUACAUCGCCAAAGUGCUGCGCAAGAUUCGAACUCAGGGAAUCAAAUCUAUCGUUCCGGCGAAACAAGCGACCGAUGAUUUCGUCGAGUACUGCGACCAGUUCUAUCCACGCACUGUCUGGUCGGCGAACUGUAGUUCGUGGUAUAAUGGUGGCCAGCCCGGCUCUCGCAUUCAUGGUCUCUUCCCUGGCAGUGCAUCGCAUUCGAACUAUAUUCGCAGAGAUCCUCGUUGGGAGGACUGGGAGUAUACCUAUGUGAACCAGAGUGGCAAUCGGUUUGCAUACUUUGGUAAUGGGUGGACUCAGAAAGAAUUGACCCCUGAGGCUGAAUUGACACCCCAUUUGAGAUUGCCUGAAGAUAUUGAUUUAAAGUCUCAUAUGGAGGGAUGGUGGGAUGUUUGA
Molecule: messenger RNA, 1854 nt
Organism: Penicillium paradoxum
Lineage: Eukaryota; Fungi; Ascomycota; Eurotiomycetes; Eurotiales; Aspergillaceae
Product: flavin-containing monooxygenase
Exons: 3
Coding region: 1-1854 (617 amino acids)
Molecular function (GO): N,N-dimethylaniline monooxygenase activity; NADP binding; flavin adenine dinucleotide binding
Source: RefSeq, a predicted model, not a curated record